CGAGCGCCUAGGCUCGAUUUGCGCCGCUCUCUCGUGUCUGGUCUACGUUGCGCAGUCUCCUUUCCCGAACAGCGGCUAGUAAUCGAGCCUAACGAGCGCAAAGCGCGAGUCAACAUGCGGAAGUCCAUGUUUUACCGUAUACCCGGGGGAACUCCCCGUUAUGGACUAUACUGGGAGGCUCCACCCGAAAGUGUUUUUAGGUUGGAGGUAUAUCAAAAGGCAGUGAUUUACAGUAAUGCACUCAAGUUUAGAGAAGGGUAGAGAAAACCGUCACUUUUAGGGACGGUUUUCUAAAAAGGCCCAUUCAACCCUUUUCUCCCUUUCAAACAAACGCACGUAAUAGGUAUUUUAAAUGCACGGUGUGGCUAUAAAUGCCAGGGUAAUGAUCGCGGACACCAUCGUCACGUAAUCUUCCCUUGACCUCUUCUGUGACAUCAGGUUUCACAUUAAUUACGCAAUACCAAUGGGUCAGUCGUUUUGCAACAAGGACCUCUACCGUUUGUAAUUCUCUCCAACACAGCUAUUCAAAAUGAGGAGCAGGAUAGUCGGUACAAUGCGGUGGGUCAAAUUUUUGAUGUUCUUUUUCAACGUGCUGUUCUGGUUGACCAUAGUGGCUCUUGUGGUGAUCGGUGGACUCGGCGAACUCCUGUAUGGCGACUACAAGAACAUCACUCAAACAGGCUUCACCUCGGCCACAGCCAUCCUUAUGGGAGUAGGAUGUGUUAUAGGGGUGUUAGGGUUCGCUGGCUGUUAUGGCGCCAUCAGAGAAAACUACUACACGCUUAAAGUGUUCUCGUACUUGCUGACUUUGCUGUUGAUUGCAGAAAUCGCCCUGGGAUUGUGGUUGUAUUUCGCGCAUUUUAGCCUAGCGAAAUUCCUUAAGGAUUUCCUUGACAAUAUAUUAAGCAAGUACGAGGAAGAUAAAGACAUACAACAUCUAAUUGACAAGAUCCAGCGUGAGUACCACUGCUGCGGCUCAAAAAGCUACAAAGACUGGUUUAACUCGGAGUGGAACAACCAACGUCAGAAAAACAGCGCGCAGAAUUGGGUCAACAGUGUCCCGCGAUCCUGCUGUCUUUCCAACACCACGCAUCUGCCGAGUUGCGGAAACGAUUUGGACACCCCUAACAAACCAGCCGAGAGGUUUGUCCAUACAGAAGGCUGUCUGCUUCGCAAGGAGUUCUUCUCGAAGCAUAUCACGUUUAUGAUUUCGCUCGGCGCAGGCGUGAUGGCGUUACACGUUCUCGCCAUUUUGUUUACGUGUUGUCUGCGUCGCGCAAUCAAACAUUCGUAUAUGUUGCAGCAUGCUGAUGGAAUUUUACUGAUUUCUACUUGAUUUAUUUGUAAAGAGUUGGCAAAGAGAAAUGGGAAAUAUUGCAUACGAAAUAGGAGCUAGAAGGCGUAGAGCUUCAAUUUUACUUGCCACACAAUUUUUAUCCGUCACGCAAUCGUUACUCAUCGUGAAGAACGUUCGAAGAACAUCGGUGCAUGCAGGGGAAUCUACGAAUUUUAUAUAGUGUCUGCCGUCAGUUGUCACGUACUAUGUCACGCAAGCUCUCGUAGGACAUGUCCAUUUAUCAUAAUUUAUAGUAAGAUUUUGAAAUGUAUACUCACCGUUGUUU
Molecule: messenger RNA, 1622 nt
Organism: Orbicella faveolata
Lineage: Eukaryota; Metazoa; Cnidaria; Anthozoa; Scleractinia; Merulinidae
Product: CD63 antigen-like
Cellular component (GO): plasma membrane
Source: RefSeq, a predicted model, not a curated record